CUCCAUGACCCUGUUCCUUUAGAGGUCUCACUACCCUGUGAGACAGGAGGGAUUGCUCCUUGCAAAGGGUGGCCUGUGUCCCUUGAUCACAAACUCAGCAAUCUGUGGAUCCAUUGGGGAGGGUCUGUCAGACUCUUGAGGAGCUAAAGAGGUUGCUGUGGUGGAGAAAGAAGCCUCAAGCGCCCUGUGUGCCAGGACCCCAGGACCACGCUCGUCCCCAGGGCCGCCUGGUCCAGAUCGCUGCAGGUGGCGGUGGAUGGAGCCCUGCAGCCCAGAGCUUGGUGUCCUUGACCUCCCUGUGGUGGCAGCAACGGUAGCCUCUCCAGGAUCAAGGCAUGAAGGUCGCUGUGUUGGACCUGGGGUCUCUCUUUGCCAAGAUCUUCAAGACCUCGGGGUCCUCUGCGGUCCCCAGCCACCCUGGAGGCUCGACGGCCACAGGAUCAGUGGUCUCCGGAGCCAGCACGUCGCUUAGCAAGGCAGCGACCCUAACUCUGCUCCCAUCGCUGCCUCCAGACACCACAGCCUCACGGGAGCCCUCCACCCCUCUGCAUCUUGCCUCGCACUCCAGGAGCUCCUCAGCCACUCACAGAGUGGAAGCCGUAGGGUUCCCGGGGUCUCUGCCCAGCAGCCCAGGAGCAUCCAGAGUGCCGCCCCUAGCCCCCUGCAGCGGCUCGGGCUCCGUGGCAUCAGUGGCUUUGCCAGGCCCAGGCACUGUCUGGGCGACCCUGCCCUCUGUCGCUGUGCCCGCUGGCAACAACAGCAGUGCAGCCUCGAGUCCAAGGAACACUCGUCAGUCGACGGGUCCCGGAGAGCGAGAGUCCAGCACGUGGAUGGCCCCAGGGCCUGUCCCCAAAACUCUGUUCUUCACCCUGCCCGACAUCGGGGAGGAGUGGGUCUCUGACAGCGACUCCCAGGACGACCCAGAAGGAAGAGGACUUUCGGAAGGACUGAGGAGGCACAGCUCUGUGAAGAGCAAAGAUCCUCUACCUACAAAUUUUACACGAAACGUGCAGAAAGCCAUUGACAAAUAUGCCAGUGAGUCCCCCUCAUCCUUUUCCUCCAGUGGGAGCCGCACGCCCACGGAGGCCCACAACUCAUGGCCUGGCUCUUCCACUCAGAGUUCCACCACCGAACUGUCGACAGAGAGGAGCUCAGUUUCUUCUUGGAGAGAUGAUGAAUUUGACAAAGUCAAUGCUCAGAAAGUCCAGCAGCUGUUUUGGGAGGUUGAGGAAAUGCUAUUCGAAGGGAAAGUGAGUCCCCAGACUCAGAAUCUCCUGGCCGAAUGCAGUGAGUGGGCAAGAAGAUCCCUCCAUCUCAGGCUGUUAGGGAGGCAGCUCAUUCCGCCAAGUGAUGAAGGUUUCCGACAUUUCCAGGGGACGCUGCCUAGUUCUGUUACCCACAAACCCUUGCCUCCUGUUCCUGACCACAUCAGCAGCAUCAGAGAGUUGUGUAUCUCUGGCUCUCAGAUAGUCCCUGAGGCACUCUCAGCCUCUACCCUGACAGACCCUGAUGAUGGCACGGAGUUGAAUGACCCCACAUCAUGCUCAUCCCUGAAAGAAGAGGUGUACCACGUGGAUGGAAACAUGGAAGAAUAUUUUGCUUUUGACAGAAAACAGGAUGGAGAUGAGCAUCUGGAACAAAACUCAACACUCCGCUGCAGGAAGUGGCGUCGACAUGGGCUUCCUCCCAUUUCCCCUCACGACUGUAUCAGAGAUGCUGUGGCAGCAGAAGUAUUUGAUCAUGUUUGGACCAAUGUGAUAGAACUAUUGAAAGAUCUCAUUAGAAAAACCUGGGAAUCUGCACUCACAGAUGAAAAAAAACAUAAAGAAAAUUCGAAAGUAGCUGAAAAUAGGUCUCCACAUGUGCUCGUGUCUCGUCUCAGCACUGAUGUUUCCAGUGUCCCCCCGUCCCGGAGCUCUGAAACUCUGCACACAUCCUUGACGCCCCACUUUAAUCCACCCCAGUUUUCUCAGCUCCAUCGCUUUUCCAGCAACUUCUAUAGUGAUUUGAGUGGUGUAAUGACGAUUCAAGCCAAGCCCCUGCAGCAGAGACCCACCUAUUUUGCAGAUAAAACACAGAACGAACAAGACGACAGAGUGUCUGGGGCAGGGGUUGGUGCAUCUUCACGUCACCGACUGGGCCGCAUCCCAGACCCUCGGGGACCACUGACUUCUGCCAAGAAAACACCAGUGCAUAGGAGACUCCCUUCCAUUGCAUCAGACCCACAGAGACUGAAAACCCCCACCGUCUAUAGUGAUGAAAUCCUGAGGGGAACGAAACUGCAAACCGGCAUUGACCACCUGCCUUCCUCAGCAAUUCCAGCCUCCCGGAGCCGGUUACCCCCAAUAGGCGCUGAGGCUGGGGAGCAGAACACAGCAGCUUCCGGAUCCCGCCCUGUUUCUUACAGAGGAAGGCAUCCGCAAAACCGUGUGUUGAGUGCGAUGCCUGACAGUGUGGAGCGGUCGCCUCUUCGAGAAAGAACCAUUGUCCUGGAGCAACUUUCAAGGCCCAGCACCACACACACCUUCCGGUCAGAUACACCAAGAAAAGGUUCCCUGACACCCAUGGAGUUUGUUGCUCACACUUGGACAGGUCAAAGUGUUUUGACAGGUUCACAGUAUCUACCUAAAUCUUACCAGAGAGCAACUCUGACUUCGAGAAAGAGGUUCCAAGUGGCGUCGUGAUAUCACUGCUCUGGAAUUAUGGACUUGCUGGAACAUGUGAGGCCUUGGCCACACCAUUUGUCACUUGAAAAGCAUAGGAACAAGUAUUACCUGGUGUAUGUACUCACCUCUGUCUGACAGCAGGAGACGGUGGGACACCCGAGAGAAACACAAGUGAGGAAGUACUUAGUUUUGAACACUCACUUUGUAAAAAGAACAAAGGUUGAACUCCCUAGCCCCUUCGGAACGCAUGCCUGAAGCUCCUUGGGACCUAGUGCUUUGCUCAAAAGACCCUAGUGUAUCCUCAAAUUCCCUCUUUUCAUCACUUAUACCUACAAUUAGUGUUCACACGCUGAUAAUACGGGUGCAUUCCCUAAGAAUAUGCCAUUUUGUAACUCUAGACCAUCACGUAUAUUUUGGUCUCAUUCUCUUAAUGAUUCCAUCAAGACUAAAUAGCAGUCAUAUUUGAGACAAUUUGUCCAUUUGAAAAAGAUUCUGGUUCUACUACUUGUUGCGAUGACUUUAAAAUAAUUACUGCAUAUGCAAUGUAUAAAGCGAUGGGUUUCAUAAUGAGAUUUCUCAUACCUUUGUUACCACACGAUUAGUCCUGAAUAGCUGAGAAAUGCCUUGCAAGCCAAUUGUGUUAAAACACAGCAGUAAACUAGUUUUCACUGUCAAAUUUAGACAGUGCAUUUAAAAGUCUCCCACAUUUAAAGCUGAAUAUAAGCAUAAUCAAAAUCUUUUGCAUAUGCUUCCAACAUUAACAUUUAAGUUGGCGUGUUUGAUGACUGGACAGCUGAGAAUUGUAGUACCAGCAUCCUUACGUCAUCCCAACCUAGUCUUUGCUCUGAUGUCACUUCUUCAUUAGAGCCUCCCUGAGUCCUUGCUGAAAGUAGCAGUUCUCCCCACCCUCGGGCCUCUCUCCACUCUGUUUUCUUCAGACCGUAUGUCCCCCCUGACUGUUCCAGUCAGGGGAGUGGAGAACAUGGAAGAAACGUCCAUUAGAGGCAAGGCCCCUUUCUGGUACUUCAGCCUGGUUUAUUUUCAUACACACACAUCCCUAAUCAGCAUAAGUCUCUUCACUCUAAAAUAAACUUUACAUACGUACCCAUGUAUGCAUGCACCAUUUAAACAUGUGAGAGAUGGUUCUCAGCACAUUUCCUGCUGUAAGAAGUGGGGAUCGCUGUCUACUUAGAGAUGUUUGGAAACUGACCUAUCUGCGGCGAGUAGAUGCUCAUUGGAUCUGCUCUUUACGCAGACGACCAACCAGAAGUGACUUUGGAGCUUUGUUCUACUUGACAUUUUCUCCUUCACUCUCUCCACGUAUUUACUGCAGCACCGGGACAGGGUAGAGAAGGGACACCGGUCAGGUUGCUAUGUUGAUCCUUCCUUUCAGAUAGCCACGGGGCGUAGAGUGUCACUCUCUAUGCCUAGGGAGUGUGUCGAGUGCUCAGUUUCUCACAUAGAGGGUUUUUCUGGAUUGAUGAGUGGCGAGAGUCCCACCCACCAGGGGCCUGGCUGGCUGCUCUGUGGUCCGAUAUUACUGCUAAGAGGGCCAUCGACUCUGCCUUCUCCCAGCCCACUCAGCCCACUUUGUAUCAUCAGUUCCUAGGUGCCAUCCGACUGUUUCUCCCUCAACCCAGCGUUUAAAAGGGGAGUUAGUGAGUAGGACAUCUAACAAUACGAUGGUGGCUCCAGGAUAACCGUGUAAUACUAGCAUCACCGUGUUUGCCUUCAGAGGUUGGGAGGUGGAGAUGUAUCAUUUCUAUCAGCAAAGAACUGCAGUAAAAAUAGAACCAGGUGCGGUUUUUAUCUUCCAGGCAUUUUGAUUGGAAAGCAAAGUACUGCUCGAAGGUGUCUGGAGACUCAGAGGUCUCACCGAUCCUAAAAGUGACCUUCUCCUGGGACUUAUUUUCAUGCCUGUGUUAAAGAUAGUUUAUUUAUAGGUGAAAUGAGAUUGUAAGUUAGUAAAUGAUGCUGUCUAGACUGAAAAGGGAAAAAUCAGGGGAGUGCUUUUACAAUAUUCUAUUUUCAUAAGCAAGUCUUAGGCUCUCUCUGGUAAAAAUUGCAACCAGGAAAUCACUUCUGGGAAAAAAAUUCAGAUGUGGGUUAGUGACUCUGUGAAUUAAAAUAUCUUUAAUUUAUCCCAAACCAAAGAAAGGGUGAAAGAAUUUAAAAAUAGUUCAAGAAAAUAUAACAUUUAAUGGAAAAAUGGCAAGAUUUCUAAAGAAUAUAAAAGGAAGCAUGGAUCUUUGUGUCUGUGUUACUAUGAACCAGGAUGGAGUUUCUUUACUAAUUGAGAGGUUCACUUUUAUUGCCAUAAAUCAUUUCAGUAUAUUUUUAUUAUCAUUGUUUUCUUAUAAUGAUGGAUGAUUGAUUGUUCAGUACUUUUAAUCAUUUAAUUUUUAAUAAAAUGCAAAAUGUUAAAAGAG
Peromyscus californicus insignis is the source of this 5095-nucleotide messenger RNA. It is a transcript of the gene Fam149a, whose product is annotated as family with sequence similarity 149 member A. Bases 336 to 2684 code for a protein of 782 amino acids. Lineage: Eukaryota; Metazoa; Chordata; Mammalia; Rodentia; Cricetidae. The record is from RefSeq and is a predicted model, not a curated record. The transcript has 14 exons.